CCUUGUUGCACCCCUCGCCAUGCACCUCGCAAAAACCAGAGAGCUUAGAAUCAAGCAGAACUCCACUUCAUCAGGUACAUAUCCAUGGCGGCCUCGGCGUGCAGCCGCUUCGGUUUCACCUGCCUGCUCGCGCUGGCCCUGCUCGCCGCCACGGCGUCGGCGGCGGGGGAGAAGGAGACGCACCUGCGCGUGUACUGGCACGACGUGGUGAGCGGCCCGAACGCGACGGUGGUGCAGGUGGCGGAGGGCCCCUCGUCCAACGCCUCCGCCACGGGCUUCGGCACCGUCAUCGUCAUCGACGACCCGCUCACCGAGGGCCCCAACCUGACGUCGUCCAGGCUGAUCGGCCGCGCGCAGGGCAUGUACGUGAGCGCGGGGAAGGACUCGCUGUCGCUGCUGAUGGCCAUGAACUUCGUGUUCGUGGACGGCGCCUACAACGGCAGCAGCGUCGCCAUCGUGGGCGCCAACCCCGCGGAGAGGACGAUCAGGGAGAUGCCCGUGGUCGGCGGCACCGGCGCGUUCCGGCUCGCGCGGGGGUACUGCCAGGCGCGCACGCACUGGUUCGACGCCAAGACCGGCGACGCCACCGUCGAGUACAACGUCUACAUCCGCCACGACUGAGAUCGACGACGACCGUGCUACAAUUACACACACUGUUUAAUUUGGUCAUUGAAUUGGAUGCUAUUUAUCAUUUCGAUCGUAUGCUUAUUUCUCGAAUUUUUUUGGCGUUAUGUGUUAACUCUUGAGAGAUUCAUUGUGCAGAAUAACAAAAAUGUUUGGUAGCAUUUGACUUUUGAAAUAAAUCAUGUGGUUCCAUCUA
Messenger RNA from Phragmites australis (common reed), 820 nucleotides. RefSeq names its product dirigent protein 22-like. NCBI's taxonomy places the organism in Eukaryota, Viridiplantae, Streptophyta, Magnoliopsida, Poales, Poaceae. The transcript has a single exon. Bases 85 to 621 code for a protein of 178 amino acids. The record is from RefSeq and is a predicted model, not a curated record.